Messenger RNA from Anguilla anguilla (European eel), 1211 nucleotides. Its product is annotated as 4-galactosyl-N-acetylglucosaminide 3-alpha-L-fucosyltransferase 9-like. The record is from RefSeq and is a predicted model, not a curated record. The transcript has 2 exons. The coding region runs from base 82 to 1158 and encodes 358 amino acids. Gene Ontology annotation, cellular component: membrane. NCBI's taxonomy places the organism in Eukaryota, Metazoa, Chordata, Actinopteri, Anguilliformes, Anguillidae. Gene Ontology annotation, molecular function: alpha-(1->3)-fucosyltransferase activity.
CAAACAUAUGCUAUGCUCGGCUACAAUUAAUCUUGGGGAAAUGUCAGUAAGGGCCUCCUCUCAGCCACACGUGGGUACAAAAUGCCAUCCACAUCUUUCCAUGGAAUAGUACGUCCUUGUGUAACUGCAAUCCUUAUACUGGGUUGUUUUGGGAUUUUAUGUUUUGCUUAUUUCAAGAUGCCCACUACCUGGCUGUCAAGUCAAGUGAAAUUAAAAGCACCUGCACCAAUGGUGAAAAACUUUGGUUCAAAAAAAGAGCAAAACCAGACUGUUAUACUAAUCUGGAUGUGGCCAUUUGGCAGUGCCUUUGCCCUGACCUCCUGUAGUGCCCUGCUUAACAUUGAUGGCUGUCACCUAACAUCAGACAGAAAUAUGCUAAGCAUUUCGCAUGGGGUUAUUUUCCAUCACAGAGACAUUCGCUCAGAUUUAUCAAACCUGCCACCACCACAGCGCCCAAUAUUCCAAAAAUGGGUGUGGAUGAAUAUUGAAUCACCCACAAAUUCGGGAAAGAUUCCCGGUCUUAAUAGCCUGUUCAAUUUGACUUUGAAUUACAGGCAGGAUGCUGAUAUUCCAGUGCGUUAUGUGACCAUUGUUCAAACUCAGGAGAAUAACUUCAAAAUACCAAGCAAAGACAAGUUAGUGUGCUGGAUUGUGAGCAAUUGGAACCCAAGUUACAAAAGAGUGGCGUACUAUAAUGCGUUGAAGCAACUCAUUGAUAUACAUGUCUAUGGACGGGCCUUCGGGAAACCAGUCAGCAACCAAGACUUUGAUCCCACAAUUGCCAGCUGUAAAUUCUAUCUGUCAUUUGAGAACUCAAUCCACAAAGACUACAUCACUGAAAAACUGUACAACCCACUUUUUGUGGGCACUGUGCCAAUUGUUCUUGGGCCAUCAAGACAGAACUAUGAGAACUUUGUCCCAGGUGAUGCCUUUAUACAUGUAGAUGAUUUUCCCUCCCCCAAAGAGCUGGCUGACCACAUCCUGAUCUUAGACAAGAACGAAGACCAGUACCAUCGAUACUUUGAAUGGCGUAGACACUUCAAAGUAGACAAGACAGGAGCAUUUAUCAUAGGCACAUGUCUUGCCUGUAAUUAUAUUAGGACACACCGCAACGAAUACAAGGUUAUCAAUAACCUUAACACAUGGUACUGGGGAUGAUUUUAAAAAAGCGUAGUGAAGGACCUCAUCUUUUUUUUUUUUCUUCAUAAUUU